CAGUUUAAGCAGAUUUCCCAAGCUUAUGAAGUACUGUCAGACCCAAAGAAGAGGGACCUGUAUGACAAAGGAGGCGAGCAGGCCAUCAAAGAGGGUGGCUCUGGUGGUGGCUUCGGGUCACCCAUGGACAUAUUCGAUAUGUUCUUUGGCGGCGGUGGGAGGAUGCAGAGAGAGAGACGAGGCAAAAAUGUGGUCCAUCAGUUGUCAGUAAGUUUGGAAGAUAUGUACAAUGGUGCAACGAGGAAACUUGCACUGCAGAAGAAUGUUAUCUGUGACAAAUGUGAAGGUCGUGGUGGUAAGAAAGGUGCAGUAGAAUGCUGUCCUAAUUGCAGAGGAACAGGCAUGCAGAUCAGAAUUCACCAGAUCGGGCCAGGAAUGGUGCAACAAAUCCAGUCCGUGUGUAUGGAGUGUCAGGGGCACGGGGAGCGUAUCAGCCCCAAGGACCGGUGUAAGAGCUGCACCGGCAGAAAAAUUGUUAGAGAGAAGAAGAUACUAGAAGUUCACAUUGACAAAGGAAUGAAGGAUGGUCAGAAAAUAACAUUCCAUGGUGAAGGGGACCAAGAGCCAGGACUAGAGCCAGGUGACAUUAUUAUUGUCUUGGAUCAAAAAGACCACUCUGUGUUUACAAGACGAGAUGAAGACCUUCUUAUGUCUAUGGAUAUUCAACUGGUUGAAGCAUUAUGUGGCUUUCGAAAGCCAAUCACAACGCUGGAUAAUCGAACUAUUAUUAUCACCUCCCAUCCUGGCCAGGUUGUCAAGCAUGGGGCUAUUAAGUGUGUGUUGAAUGAAGGUAUGCCAAUUUAUCGUAGACCAUAUGAAAAAGGACGUCUGAUCAUAGAAUUCAGGGUGAACUUUCCAGAGAGUGGCUUCCUCUCCUCAGAUAAGCUGUCUUUACUUGAAAAACUGCUACCUACAAGGCAGGAAAUAGAAGAAACUGAGGAAAUGGAACAAGUGGAUUUAGUGGACUUUGAUCCAUCUCAAAAAAGAAAACACCACUAUAAUGGAGAAGUCUAUGAAGAUGAUGAGCAUCACCCUAGAGGCGGUGUUCAAUGUCAGACGUCAUAAACGGGCCAGGGGAUAACUUGUGAUGCUUGUUUUUUAUGCAUUAGUGGAUGAGUGAAGGACUACAAGCAGUUCACCCUCACUUCCUGCUAUUUGUUGUUCUAUCCAGCCAUAGUUGUUUCUAAAAGCAUAAAGAAAUAAAAGUAAAUAAUUAAACUGA
Messenger RNA from Leptosomus discolor (cuckoo roller), 1222 nucleotides. The record is from RefSeq and is a predicted model, not a curated record. NCBI's taxonomy places the organism in Eukaryota, Metazoa, Chordata, Aves, Leptosomiformes, Leptosomidae.